Molecule: messenger RNA, 1430 nt
Organism: Corylus avellana
Lineage: Eukaryota; Viridiplantae; Streptophyta; Magnoliopsida; Fagales; Betulaceae
Source: RefSeq, a predicted model, not a curated record
GAUGUGGUGGGAACUUUGGUGGAACAGAACAUUGGAGCAUACCAGAGGCCACCUGGUUGAGCUAAUGAACUCUCACAACAUUCUCAUCUCAAAUCUCACUUUCCUCAAUUCUCCCUUUUGGACCAUUCAUCCCGUUUACUGCAGUAAUGUUGUUAUCAAAGACAUGACAAUCUUGGCUCCUCUCAACGCACCAAAUACAGAUGGUAUAGAUCCAGACUCAAGCACCAAUGUAUGCAUUGAAGACUGUUAUAUAGAGAGUGGGGAUGAUCUUGUAGCAGUAAAGAGUGGUUGGGAUCAAUAUGGUAUCGCCAUGUCCCGUCCAAGUUCCAACAUUAUUGUCAGGAGAGUUUCUGGCACUACGCCGACAUGUUCUGGGGUCGGAAUUGGUAGCGAGAUGUCCGGUGGAAUUUCAAAUGUAACUGUUGAGGAUUUGCAUGUUUGGGAUUCAGCAGCUGGGGUGCGUAUAAAAUCAGAUAAAGGUAGAGGGGGAUAUAUAGCAAAUAUCAGUUUUAGCAACAUAACCAUGGAGAGAGUCAAGAUACCCAUAAGGUUCAGUAGAGGCUCUAAUGACCACCCUGAUGAAGGAUGGAAUCCCAAAGCUGUCCCCAAAGUGAAGGGUAUUUUUAUAAGUAAUCUGCUCAGUUUAAAUUCAACAAAAGCACCCGUACUGGAGGGCAUUGAGGAUGCAAUAUUUGAAGAGAUAUGCUUUAAAAAUGUCACACUUCUUGGCUUAGCUCCAUCCAGGACAUGGAAGUGUGAAUUUGUUUCAGGAUUUUCCAGUAAGGUGCUUCCAAUGCCAUGUCCACACUUGCAGAACAAUGGCUCUCCCUCCUGGUGUUCACACAGCUCAUAACUUCUUUGGAAAGUUCCAGAUUUUGCAUAAUGAGAAAAAUUAGGCUUGAAUUUUCAAGAGUUCACUUGAAGUACUUCUUAGCAGUCAUGCAAUGAGAGAUUUGAAUCAGUGAUCACAUUGUGGGCAUGACUGGAUUGACAGCUUGUGAAGUUCACAUGAAAUUGUUUCCUUGACAUGGGUGAGUGGGAUGUCAAGCUGGUGUACCUCUGAGCUCAAAGAGCACUGCAGUUCAGAUAUCAUCAGCCUUCAAUUUUUGGCAUCCAAGCAGUUUUCUUGUGAAGUUUGAACUUGCUUCCUGACAGGUUUUUCUGACAAUUUCAAGAUAUAUAAAUUGAUUUACAGUUACAAACUUUUUUCUUGAAUUCCAUAAUUGUUUUGUUGUUAAUCACAGAUACUACACAUUCAACCAUGAGAGAGAGAGAGAGAGAGAGAAACAUGUAUAGGGAUACAUAGGUGAAAUGUAACACGUACAGAACUUGUGAAUCAUUUCAUUGAUGAGAAGCUCAUGUUAGUAUUUGAAUGUUGCCCUGUUUAUCUGCUUCUGGUUCACUUUCUAAAGUAACCAUAACAAAAAAAA